Psammomys obesus (fat sand rat) is the source of this 2267-nucleotide messenger RNA. It is a transcript of the gene Ppp1r7, whose product is annotated as protein phosphatase 1 regulatory subunit 7. Gene Ontology annotation, molecular function: protein binding. The transcript is spliced from 10 exons. The record is from RefSeq and is a predicted model, not a curated record. The coding region runs from base 11 to 1093 and encodes 360 amino acids. NCBI's taxonomy places the organism in Eukaryota, Metazoa, Chordata, Mammalia, Rodentia, Muridae.
AGCAGCCAAUAUGGCGGCGGAGCGCGGCGAGGGGCAGCAACAGUCGCAAGAGAUGAUGGAGGUUGACAGGCGGGUUGAAUCUGAAGAAUCAGGUGAUGAGGAAGGGAAGAAGCACGGCGCUGGCAUCGUGACAGACCUCAGUGAGCAAAGCCUGAAGGAUGGAGUAACACGAGGGGCAGAGGACCCAGAAGAGGAACAUGAGCUGACAGUGGAUAUGGAAACCAUCAGCCUAGAUGGAGAUGCAGAGGAUGUUGAUCUGAAUCAUUAUCGAAUUGGAAAGAUUGAAGGUUUUGAGGUGCUGAAGAAAGUGAAGUCACUCUGCCUUCGUCAAAACUUAAUUAAAUGUAUUGAAAACCUGGAGGAACUACAGAGUCUUCGAGAACUGGAUCUCUAUGAUAAUCAGAUCAAGAAGAUUGAGAAUCUUGAAGCGUUGACAGAAUUGGAGGUUCUAGAUAUUUCUUUUAAUCUGCUGAGGAACAUUGAAGGGAUUGACAAACUGACACGGCUGAAAAAACUCUUCUUGGUCAACAAUAAAAUCAAUAAAAUUGAGAAUAUAAGCAGCUUACAUCAACUGCAAAUGCUAGAGCUGGGAUCUAACCGGAUCCGGGCAAUUGAAAAUAUCGACACAUUAACCAACUUGGAGAGUUUGUUUCUGGGGAAAAACAAAAUUACAAAACUUCAGAACCUGGAUGCACUUACCAACCUGACAGUCCUCAGUAUGCAGAGCAACCGGCUAACAAAGAUAGAGGGUCUACAGAGCUUGGUGAACCUGCGGGAGCUGUACCUCAGCCACAAUGGCAUCGAGGUUAUCGAAGGCCUGGAGAACAACAACAAACUCACCAUGUUGGAUAUUGCAUCAAAUAGAAUAAAAAAGAUUGAAAAUAUCAGUCAUCUAACAGAACUGCAAGAAUUCUGGAUGAAUGACAAUCUCCUGGAGAGCUGGAGUGACCUUGAUGAGCUGAAGGGUGCCAGGAACCUGGAGACCGUGUACCUGGAGCGCAACCCCCUGCAGAAGGACCCACAGUACCGGCGGAAGAUCAUGCUGGCCCUACCCUCCGUUCGGCAGAUCGAUGCCACAUUCGUCAGGUUCUGAGUCCUUCCUCUUCACCUGGUCCCUCUUUUCAAAAGAACUUCCCAGCCACGGUUUUUUAAUCUACCUAUGCUCCUGAAGUUGUCACUAUACCAACAGUCACAACCCAAUGGCAAUAAUAAGGCAUUGGUGGUACCUGGCCUGUGAUGCCAUACACCAUUUGGAGAUGCCAACACUAUUAAAUCUUGCCACAUGGUCUUCCUGGUGAAUUGAUGAUGGUUAUUGUAGCCAUGGAGAGAAUGCAGGACUUUUCACAGUCAUUUGUUCUUCCUGUCUGUCUGUGUCCUUAGAUUGGUGGGCAUUCUGGGCUGCCCUAGCAGGCCUUCAAGUCAGUUUUCAGGUCUUAAGUAAUCAUGACCCACAACAGCACACUUGAUAGUCUUUCAGACCAAUUUUGGAAAGAAAAAAUAUUUUCUUGGCCAAUUUUGAAAAAAAAAAUUUUUGAGUAAAAGAUGAUCCAAUCUCCAAAGCUGUAAUCCUUAGAGUCCUUCUGCCAUGAGUAAUGACUGAGCAUGCUCGGUGCUGUAUGACCUUGUUCCCACUUGGUAAAAGCUGAACUAUGGAGAACUUCACUCCAUAUUGCCCAGCUAAUGUUGAACGUGCAUAACUAAGCUCUUGGCCACUGGUUACUAGUUACAUGGCCUCCUAUUCUCACCCGUAAUCCUCUGGCCUUAUUUAGAUGAAAUUUCUGUGAGCAAACUCCUAGCGUGUGAAUCUAAUGCUGAAAGAGCAUUGUUAUCCAUCUGCGUUUCACAUUUCCUCUUUCACCCAGUAAGGACUAAAUAUGGUCACCAAAGACCCCUCAGCUUCCAGGGAUCUAGUUCUACACCGUCCAAAAUGGGACCACUAACCGCCUCAUGUGGCGGUUACUGUUCAUACCUAAGUCCAUUGGGUUCACUCUGUCUCUUCAUUUGUGCUUACACUUAAUCUGCUCAGAGACCACAUCCCAUGAAAGGCAUCCCAUUUACAUCACAGAAGAUUCCAGAAAGCACUGAUCUCAGCUUUGUUCAGUAUCAGGGGGAUAGCCUGCCCUGAGUUGUGAGGCAUGUGCCCAGGUGUCCAAGGUAACCGUUGGCCAACUGCCUGGGAGUUUGUAAUGUCAGAAUGGUUAUAUGGGAUUUAACAACCAUUUUCUGAUUCUAAUUCUCACCAGAAUAAACUAUAUGAUCUGACUCUA